This is a messenger RNA of Condylura cristata (star-nosed mole), 5981 nucleotides long. RefSeq names its product MORC family CW-type zinc finger 2 (gene MORC2). The record is from RefSeq and is a predicted model, not a curated record. The transcript has 27 exons. The coding region runs from base 1157 to 4345 and encodes 1062 amino acids. Gene Ontology annotation, molecular function: zinc ion binding. Lineage: Eukaryota; Metazoa; Chordata; Mammalia; Eulipotyphla; Talpidae. Gene Ontology annotation, cellular component: nucleus.
UGGGGCGUCGGGGAGUGCGCGAGGCGGCCCGGGUUGUGUGAAGGAGACAAAGCGGUGCUUGCGGUGACUGUGAUACCAACAGCGGUGAAGCCUUAAACGCCAAGUUUCGUGGGGCUGAGUCCUAUCAUCAUAUUCUGCACGGCGCGCGGGCUGCUGGUUUCGCGGCGGCGGCGGCAGCGGCGGCAGCGGCGGCGGCAGCAGCACAUGGUUCCAAGAGCGCGCUGCGGUUGUUGGGUUCCAGUUCUGUGGGGAGGGACAAAGGCGGCUGCGAGCGCUGGGCAACGCCCGGCCGGGUGGUGCGCUCGCCACUGCCCUCGAUCCGGGCCUUGAAAGCUGGGACUAACUCGACUCCGUGAGGAGGACGCCACGGGCCAAGGCCGGGAACGGGCCUGCGAGGCUGUGGCUGCUGGCUGAGGGAGUGGGGGAGGGGCGCGGCGGGCCUGAGGUGAUUUGGGCGGGUCAAUUCAGAGGCGUUGUCGUGGUUCUGUGUGAGGUCAUCUGUCUCUGUACUGGGGCGAGAUUGAGGCCACACAAGCUAGCUGUGGUCUGUGCUUUAAAAACAAAUCGGCCUUCAACACGCAGAGGAGCUCUUUCAGCUGGGAGUGGUGAAACCAGAACUGAGGCUGGAUGUGCUCCACCGACUUAGUGGUCGCCAGUCGGGGGCCAAUUUAAGGAUCCUGGGAUCAUUGGUGGUUGAAGACAUGGGUGAUUUUACCGUUUUAUGACAGAAGUUGGUCCAGUUCCGGUUGGUAAGUUUCCGGAUUGGUAAAUUACCUGAAGGAAACAGACAAAACGCUGGAAGAUCGAGAAGAUGGAGCCGCAAUAAAACUGCCCACUCCAGUACGGUCGACGCUAGGACCAUCCACCUUUAACUCAUUGAACUUCCGAAAACUUAACACAAAAGCUCUUAAGAUUAGCCCCGCGAGACUACAGGUUUAUGACGUAGUACUACAUCAUAGCCAUUCAGAAGAUUUAAAAAAUAAAGGGGAAGUCUGUAGUUUCUGCCACCUAUUUUGGGUAGAUACUAGGUGACAUUAUCGAACUGUAAAGAGUACAGACAUACUAAUUUUCGCUGGAAGAAAUCCUGGAAAACCUAUUCCAUUGAAAGUUGUAUUUCCCAACUAGUGGGUAAAGGACUGGAGAACUCACUGCACUCAUGGCUUUCACAAAUUACAGCAGUUUGAAUCGAGCUCAGCUAACCUUUGAAUAUCUGCAUACAAAUUCAACUACUCAUGAAUUCUUGUUUGGUGCUCUUGCUGAACUGGUUGAUAAUGCAAGAGAUGCUGAUGCCACAAGAAUAGAUAUUUAUGCAGAAAGACGAGAUGACCUUCGAGGAGGGUUUAUGCUUUGCUUUUUGGAUGAUGGAGCAGGAAUGGAUCCAAGUGAUGCUGCCAGUGUGAUCCAGUUUGGGAAGUCAGCCAAACGGACACCUGAGUCCACUCAGAUUGGGCAGUAUGGGAAUGGGCUAAAAUCGGGCUCAAUGCGCAUUGGGAAGGAUUUCAUCCUCUUCACCAAGAAGGACGACACCAUGACCUGUCUCUUUCUGUCGCGUACCUUUCAUGAGGAGGAAGGCAUUGAUGAAGUGAUAGUACCAUUGCCCACCUGGCAUGCUCGGACCCGGGAUCCUGUCACAGACAAUGUGGAUAAGUUUGCUAUUGAGACAGAACUCAUUUAUAAAUAUUCUCCCUUUCGCAAUGAGGAAGAAGUGAUGACCCAGUUCAUGAAGAUUCCUGGGGACAGUGGAACACUGGUGAUCAUUUUCAAUCUCAAACUCAUGGAUAAUGGAGAACCAGAGUUAGACAUACUCUCAAAUCCACGAGAUAUCCAAAUGGCAGAGACUUCUCCAGAGGGCACGAAGCCAGAGCGACGUUCGUUCCGUGCCUAUGCUGCUGUGCUCUAUAUCGAUCCCCGAAUGAGGAUCUUCAUCCAUGGGCACAAAGUGCAAACCAAGAGGCUCUCCUGCUGCCUGUACAAGCCCAGGAUGUAUAAGUACACAUCAAGCCGCUUCAAGACCCGUGCAGAGCAGGAGGUGAAGAAAGCUGAGCACGUAGCCCGGAUUGCUGAAGAAAAGGCACGAGAAGCGGAGAGCAAAGCUCGGACAUUAGAACUACGCCUAGGUGGAGACCUCACACGGGACUCGAGGGUGAUGUUACGACAGGUUCAAAACACAGCCAUUACCCUGCGCAGAGAAGCUGAUGUUAAGAAGCGUAUCAAAGAGGCCAAGCAGCGAGCACUUAAAGAACCUAAAGAACUGAAUUUUGUUUUUGGGGUUAAUAUCGAACACCGGGACCUGGAUGGCAUGUUUAUCUACAAUUGUAGCCGGUUGAUCAAAAUGUAUGAGAAAGUGGGCCCACAGCUGGAAGGGGGCAUGGCAUGUGGCGGGGUUGUUGGGGUUGUUGAUGUACCGUAUCUGGUGUUGGAGCCUACCCACAACAAGCAGGACUUUGCUGAUGCUAAGGAGUACAGGCAUCUACUCCGGGCGAUGGGAGAACACUUGGCACAGUACUGGAAAGACAUUGCCAUUGCUCAGCGGGGAAUCAUCAAGUUUUGGGAUGAGUUUGGUUACCUUUCUGCCAAUUGGAACCAGCCACCAUCCAGUGAGCUUCGCUACAAACGCAGGAGAGCUAUGGAAAUCCCAACCACCAUCCAAUGUGAUUUGUGUCUGAAGUGGCGUACCCUCCCCUUCCAGCUGAGUAGUGUGGAAAAAGAUUAUCCUGACACCUGGGUUUGCUCCAUGAACCCUGAUCCUGAGCAGGACCGGUGUGAGGCUUCUGAACAGAAGCAGAAGGUUCCCCUGGGGACAUUCAAAAAGGACCUGAAGACACAGGAAGAGAAGCAGAAGCAGCUGACAGAGAAAAUUCGCCAGCAGCAGGAAAAGCUGGAGGCCCUUCAGAAAACCACACCCAUCCGCUCCCAAGCUGACCUGAAGAAAUUACCUUUGGAAGUGACCACCAGACCUUCCACAGAGGAACCAGCACGUAGACCUCAGCGACCUCGGUCACCUCCAUUACCUGCUGUGAUCAAGAAUGCCCCAAGCAGACCCCCUUCUCUGCACACUCCUAGGCCAACCAACCAACCCCGAAAAGCUCCUGCUAUCAGCAGUACCCCUAAGCCCCCUGUCCUGGCAUCCCGGGAAGAGGCCAGUACUUCCAGGCUGCUCCAGCCACCUGAGAUACCCCGUAAGCCUGCUAAUACAGCAGUUAAGACACCACCUCGGCCUGCCUCUGUGGUGCAACCUCUGUCACCAUCUCCACUACCCAAUUCCAAAAGUCCUCGGGAGGUCCCUGCCCCCAGAGCCAUCAAGACUCCAGUGGUCAAGAAGACAGAGCCACCCAGUAAACCACCUCUGGUUACUCCUGGUCGUAAGCGAACUCUUGGGGUCUCUGAUGAGGAAGAAGCUGAGGAAGAGGGUGAGAGGAGGAAGGAAAGAUCCAAGCGGGGCAAGUUUACUGUGAAGGAGGAAAAGAAGGACUCAAAUGAGCUCUCGGACAGUGCUGGGGAAGAAGACCCAGCUGACCUCAAGAGGGCUCAGAAAGAUAAAGGACUGCAUGUGGAGGUGCGUGUGAACAGGGAGUGGUACACCGGUCGUGUCACAGCUGUGGAGGUGGGCAAGCAUGUGGUGAGGUGGAAGGUGAAGUUUGACUACGUGCCCACAGACACAACACCAAGAGACCGCUGGGUGGAGAAAGGCAGCGAGGAUGUACGGCUGAUGAAACCCCCUUCUCCGGAGCACCAGACCCCUGACACACAGCAGGAGGGUGGUGGGGAGGAGGCAGUGGUGGCCCAGCAGGCUGUGGCCAUGGCAGAGCCCUCCACUUCUGACUGCAUUCGCAUCGAGCCUGACACCACUGCCCCGAGCACCAACCAUGAGACCAUUGACCUGCUCGUCCAGAUCCUCCGGAAUUGUUUACGUUAUUUCCUGCCUCCAAGUUUCCCCAUCUCCAAAAAGGAGCUGAGCGCUAUGAAUUCAGAUGAGCUAAUAUCAUUUCCUCUGAAAGAGUACUUUAAGCAGUAUGAAGUGGGGCUCCAGAAUCUGUGCCAUUCCUACCAGAGCCGUGCCGACUCACGAGCCAAGGCCUCUGAGGAAAGCCUGCGCACCUCUGAGAGAAAGCUCCGUGAGACAGAGGAGAAGCUGCAGAAGCUGAGGACCAACAUCGUGGCGCUCCUGCAAAAGGUGCAGGAGGAAUCUGUGGUUCCAACUCUGGCUGCACAGCAUCCUGACCAGGAGGGCUGGAGGUGGUGCGGCUGCCUGGGCCUCAUCCCAGCCAGACCCACGGACAUUGACAUCAACACAGAUGACGAGCUGGAUGCCUACAUUGAGGACCUGAUCACCAAGGGGGACUAAUGGGGACUGCAGCCAGAGAUCAGCUCCCUUACCCCUAAAGGCAGAGCCCCUGGGGAGGUGGUGGUAUUUCAUUCAUGGGAUGAUAGCCUUGUCUUGGUUUGACUCAUUUGGAACAUUUGUGCAUUUGGAGGGAAAGAUAAUCUGAUUCUUUGAAUCUUCUUCCCUAAGUUUAUAAAUAUUUAUUUUUUAAAAGAAACAAGAUGCUGUGCCUGCUGUGAGACCAUAAUUUUUUUUUUUUUUUUUUUUUUUUUUGUGAUUUUUGGGCAAAGGCAAAGGACAGAGAACCAGUAUGCCUACCAAACCUGAGCUGCUUUUCUUGGCUCCUGGCCUCGUAGGAUGUGGCAAAUCCAGCACCAUCCAGAGGUUGGAGAGGUUUUGGGGUAGGGCUAGUAUCUCUCCUAGAGAACGAACAAGUUGGAAUCUGAGAGAUGUGAGUGGGAGAAAAGCCCCCAAAGUGGUGUUCCCCCAAGGGGUGCUUUGAUCCAGGGUCCCCCUGUGAUAUGUGAUCUGGAAGAGGCUCAGCAUUUAGUGGCUUAGCUCACAUCUCAGGUUAGGGGUUUGAGUGGUGGCCCAAGCAGCUGUCAGUCAUCUUGUUUGUAGUGUCCGAACACUUGGGGAAAGUAAGUUCCUACAGCUCGUCUGUCCAUUAUCCAAGUUCUCCCUGUAGGAGUGAUUUUCCAUUAACUGUGGACAAUAAGGUCUUCAGCCUCAAAUUAUUUGAAUCCAGGUUGAGAAGUAGAGACUCUGCUAUGAUUGCUGACCUGGGUAGCACACCAAAUGUCUGAACACAGUAGGACCAUGUUUUUCAGGGUCCCUGGUGCUGAUCUGGUGAGGUCUCUGAAUGUGGUAGGGUCCUGAGGAGGCACAGCUGCCACAUACAGUGCCAGCUGGUGUGCAAUUUGCUGCUGCUUUUUUACUAUUUCCCCUCCUCUUGGUCCCACUGUGUCCGGUCAGUGUUCCUGCUCUGGGGUAGACAGGGAGGAGGUCACUGCGCCACAGAUAUGAGAGGUUGGGCUGUAGGGAUUCUAGAGGCAGCCCCGCAGGAAGCACACUAUGCCCUCCCUCCCUGUCCAUGCAAACUCAUGGUUGUGUUCCUCCAGCAAGUUCUCAGGGUUAACGACAAAGGCAAGAGUUGCUGAGUUUUCUUUUUAAUGGCAAUUGGAAAAUUUCUGGUUUGAUUUCUCUUCUCUCCACUCUUUAUUUGGGGACAUUGGAUUUCUGAAGGCACAAGAACUAAGGUACUCUAUUAUUGGUCUGUGAUUCUGGCACCCACCUACCCCACAUCGGCAUGGCUCACAUGCCACUCCAUUUUGCCUCAGAGACUGGCAUGCUGAUGGAGGACAUCAGGCCACACUGGAAUUGAAAGUUCUUACCCACUGUGCACAUGCACAGCACCUGUUGACUUUUGGGUUUCCCUGAACCACAAUCCUCUUCCUUAGAGGUCUUGGGGUUUCUUGAAUUGGUGAUUGAUUUCCCUCUUAUCUAGCUCUCCACACCAGGCCACAUAUGGUCCAUUUUUUGGUCCCCUAAAGUACUGUUUUAAUCUAAAAGGAAGUUGGUUUUGCAUUUUUACCAGAGGGUAAUACUCAAGUUUUUUAUUUACAAAUAUGUAAUCAAGAUGCAAUACUAUAAACUU